CUACCGCCUUCUCUUCCUCCCUCCGUCGGGGGAGGAGGGGAGGCUUUCGUGUGCCUCAUGGGAGACUUUCUGCCUCCUUCCCUAGUGGCCCAAAAAAAUAAUAAAUUUCGUGGGUUUCCCCUCCCCAUCGGUUGUUAACUUCUUGCAUUGAAGCUCUUUGCUUUGUGUCCUAAAAAGAUUUGGGAUCGAGGUUUCAGCUGUUUAUUCUCUUUCCCCUUUAAGCGCUAGAAAUCUGGGAAAUGCAGGCUGCAACUGUAACUCCUAUUUCGGUGAGGUUCCCACCUAAAGAAAUAAUACUAUCUUGCAAAAAAAAAAAAAAAUCAGUGUACUCUUAUAAGUAGGAGGUAUGUUAUUGGUGAUCACAAAUCAUAGGGUGCUCUUGCAAACAGCAGGCCAGCUGUGAGCGUAACCUGAUAAUACGGGCCGUGGGCAGAGAUCUGUAGGCUUUUACUAGUCAGCACAUUGAAUGUGGUCAGUUCUUGGAGCUUGCGAAGAGCCCCUUCUGUGAGGCUGUGAAGCACUAAAUGAGCUUGAAAUAAUACUGAUGGAGGUAGAGAGCAUAAGAGCAGUGGUCUAUGGGGAGGAGGAGAAGAAGAAGACACGGAUGUGUGUGCAGAACACUUGCUGAUGAAUACAGUGGGUGCUGGGGAGAGAAAUCAAGGACAGCUUAAAAGUCUGAGGAGAGGAGGAAAUUUGUGGGCAACAUUUGAAAUAGGAAUGAAAAGGUCUCUCCCUCAUUUUAAAAUUUUGAUUUUGAGGCAGAAGUAAAAGUCAAAAUGGGGCGGAGAUCUACAUCAUCCACCAAGAGUGGGAAGUUUAUGAAUCCCACAGAUCAGGCCCGGAAGGAAGCUCGGAAAAGGGAGCUAAAGAAGAACAAAAAGCAGCGAAUGAUGGUACGAGCAGCUGUACUGAAGAUGAAAGAUCCAAAGCAGAUUAUCCGGGACAUGGAAAAAUUGGAUGAGAUGGAGUUUAACCCAGUACAGCAGCCACAACUUAAUGAAAAAGUGCUAAAGGAUAAACGCAAAAAACUCCGUGAGACUUUUGAGCGCAUUUUGCGGCUCUACGAGAAGGAGAAUCCUGACAUCUAUAAAGAACUGCGCAAGUUGGAAGUGGAGUAUGAGCAGAAGAGAUCACAACUCAGCCAGUAUUUUGAUGCUGUCAAGAACGCUCAGCAUGUUGAAGUGGAAAGUAUCCCCUUACCAGAUAUGCCGCAUGCUCCCUCCAAUAUCCUCAUACAGGACAUUCCCCUUCCAGGGGCCCAACCACCUUCUAUCCUCAAGAAGACAUCAGCCUAUGGACCACCAGUUCGGUCCAUUUCUGUACUUCCUCCUCCGGGGCUUGGUGUUCCGCGUUUACCUCCAGGCAGGAAGCCCCCUGGACCUCCUCCAGGGCCACCCCCACCUCAAGUCUUACAGAUGUAUGGUCGUAAAGUGGGUUUCACCUUGGAGAUAGGUCCUCGAAGGCGAGAAGAGGAGAUUUCUUACAGUUCUGAAGCAGGACAGCGAGGGCAUGAUGACGAUAUGUCCAGUACCAGUGAAGAUGAAGGUUAUCCUGAGGAUAUGGAUCAAGACAAGCAUGAUGAGAGUAGUGAUGAUAGUGACAGCGACAGGUCAGAUGCAGACAGUGAAGGCGAGGACUUCCUGCAUCGUGAUAAUGACAAGGAGAGGGAAGGUGGCGAAGAAAAGAAAUCAGGUCAUAGCGUACGGUUUGCAGACAUGCCUGGGAAGUCACGAAAAAAGAAAAAGAACAUGAAAGAACUGACUCCACUCCAGGCCAUGAUGUUACGAAUGGCAGGUCAGGAAAUUCCAGAAGAAGGGAGAGAAGUGGAGGAAUAUUCAGAAGAAGAGGAGGAGGAAGAGGAGGACUCGGAGUCCGAAGAGACAUCACAGCAACAGCAACAACAACUCAGUGAGGAAGCUCUUGCAGAAACUAGGUCAUCUACUGCAACUUCCCAGACACAACAGCAGCAACCGCCUUCGCAGCCUGUUCCUCCAACUCAGAUACAGGCACCUCCUAUGCCUGGGCCACCUCCGCUUGGACCACCUCCAGCCCCUCCACUGAGGCCCCCAGGCCCACCCACCGGCCUUCCUCCUGGCCCUCCACCAGGAGCUCCUCCGUUCCUGAGACCUCCUGGCUUACCAGGACUGCGUGGGCCUUUACCUCGACUUCUACCACCAGGCCCUCCACCUGGGCGACCACCGGGCCCUCCCCCAGGCCCCCCACCAGGUCUGCCCCCAGGUCCUCCUCCACGUGGACCACCUCCUCGCCUGCCCCCUCCUGCCCCACCAGGUAUCCCUCCUCCUCGCCCAGGCAUGUUACGGCCACCUCUGGUGCCUCCAUUAGGACCUGCCCCACCUGGCCUCUUCCCACCAGCUCCCAUUCCAAAUCCUGGGGUACUGAGUGCCCCACCGAGCUUGAUUCAGCGUCCCAAGGCGGAUGACACCAGUGCGGCCACCAUCGAGAAGAAAGCUACAGCCACUAUCAGUGCCAAGCCGCAGAUCACUAAUCCCAAGGCAGAGAUCACUCGCUUUGUGCCCACUGCCUUGCGAGUGCGCCGGGAGAAUAAAGGGGCUUCUGCUGCCUCCCAGAGAAAACAGGAUGAUGAGCCUGCUCUCCCAUUAACCAAAGCUGCCCCUAAAGCUGGAUCAUCUGCCCCUAUCUCUGUACAGACAAAGGAUGAUGUGUAUGAAGCCUUCAUGAAGGAAAUGGAAGGUCUCCUGUGACCUGUCAUAGUCCUAGUCAGCUUUCCUGCCCCUCUGAACACAGAUCAGACCACCGCGGAGGGAGGAAAAGGAAAGGUUCUCCUGCAAGUGAUGAAAGGGCUCGCAUAACAGGGAAUAGUUCCCUACCCACAAGUUAACUUGCCAGUAGGCUCUGAAUAAAGACUGCUGCAGAUGAGGUGCAGCUGGGUACCUCCUUUCAGAGCUAGCAUGUCCACUUGGUGGAAAGAAAUUACAGUCAAGAAGGCGAUGCUGCUUCCCUUGAGUCCUUCCCCUUCCUUGGAGGGAGAUAAUGGUACUCUGGGAAGCGGGGUGUGGGAGUGGGGGGUGACUAUACUCUGCCUGAAUCCUUGCACAUCCUGAAUGCUCUGGUGAGGGUAGUGGAAUGGGUUUUUAAAGAGCCAGAAAAGUGUUAGCAGCAUUUCAUACGCAUAUGGUUGUCCAGUUUUUAUUUUCUGUACUGUUCUCUUCUGUAAAUAUUUUAUAAUCCUGUUUUUUAGUUGCAGUGAGAUUGGUCAAUCAUCUUUCUUCCAGGGUAGUCAGGGAGGUAAUUUGUUGCAUAUACUGUACACUGGAAUUUUGCACCCUGUCCCCUUUAUGGUCAUCUUGAUGGCUUUUUGUCAGCAGGGGAAACUUCAUUUUGUCUUGUGAAAGACAAUAAAUGUUCAGUGUAUCAAAA
Messenger RNA from Grus americana (Whooping crane), 3399 nucleotides. It is a transcript of the gene WBP11, whose product is annotated as WW domain binding protein 11. The record is from RefSeq and is a predicted model, not a curated record. Gene Ontology annotation, cellular component: spliceosomal complex. Lineage: Eukaryota; Metazoa; Chordata; Aves; Gruiformes; Gruidae. Bases 777 to 2723 code for a protein of 648 amino acids. The transcript is spliced from 13 exons. Gene Ontology annotation, biological process: mRNA cis splicing, via spliceosome.